AUGGUCACUCCUGUAUAUGUGGUUUACUAUGUCUGUGCUGUGCUUGUGAUCAUAACGACUGUGUUUGGCAACCUGCUGGUUAUCAUAUCUGUGUGUCACUUCAGGCAGCUGCACACACCGACUAACGUGCUGCUGCUGUCCCUGGCCGUGGCCGAUCUCCUGGUGGGACUGUUUGUCAUGCCGCUGGAGUUUACGUGGUUGAUAGAGUCGUGCUGGGUCUUUGACGUCUCCGUGUUUGCCUUUCUGUUUUUCUUUUCCUUCCAGCUGACGUGCGCGUCUGUCCACAACGUCGUCCUCAUCGCGGUGGACAGAUACCUGGCCCUGAGUAAUCCUUUCAUGUACACCAAACAGAUUACUGUCAAACUGUCCGUCAUCGUGGCCUUGUUGAACUGGUUGUUUGCUUCCUCUUACAACUUUACCCUUCUGUACUGCAACGGUUUCUUCACCCAUGCACUGACACUGUGUCCGAGUGAGCUCCCUAUCUUUAUGAAUGAAGUGUGGUCCUGGGUUGAUUUUGUCAUCGUGUUUGCAUUGCCCUGCUCCAUGAUGUUUGUGUUGUACUUGAAAAUCUUUGCCAUUGCUAGAAAGCAUGCCAUUGCCAUCAGGGCGGCCAACGCACAGGGCAAUCCAAACAAUAGGCAGGCUCACAAUGUCCCCAAACGCUCUGAAAGGAAAGCUGCCAAGGUGCUUGGAAUACUCGUGUGUGUGUUUCUGUGUUGUGUUGUGCCAUACUACGCAGCCAGUCUCUUGGCUGAGUUUGUAAGCGGGGAUAUAUUUGACUAUGUGUUGAACGGCACAUCAGUUAUGCUCUACUUGAACUCUUUAUUGAAUCCCAUAAUUUAUGCACUGUUUUACCCAUGGUUUCAGAAAAGCAUGAAAUUGAUUCUGAGGUGUCAUAUCUGCACUCCAGAAUCCUCUCUCGUUCAAUUGAAAUGA
Molecule: messenger RNA, 936 nt
Organism: Engraulis encrasicolus (European anchovy)
Lineage: Eukaryota; Metazoa; Chordata; Actinopteri; Clupeiformes; Engraulidae
Product: trace amine-associated receptor 13c-like
Exons: 1
Coding region: 1-936 (311 amino acids)
Biological process (GO): G protein-coupled receptor signaling pathway
Cellular component (GO): membrane
Molecular function (GO): trace-amine receptor activity
Source: RefSeq, a predicted model, not a curated record